Dermatophagoides farinae (American house dust mite) is the source of this 844-nucleotide messenger RNA. RefSeq names its product metallo-beta-lactamase domain-containing protein 1. Lineage: Eukaryota; Metazoa; Arthropoda; Arachnida; Sarcoptiformes; Pyroglyphidae. The record is from RefSeq and is a predicted model, not a curated record.
CACAAGAUAUCAUUUGUUGAACUGAGUUUUGAUGAUUUAUGAUUUGAUGAUAAUCAUCAUCAUCAACUUUAAAGCCUGGCGAUGUCAAAUCAGGUGAUUGUACUACAAGAUGGUUAUAGCCGUUGGCAUACAAAACCAUAUUCAAUGUUGGCUAAUGGUACAUCAACAUUGAUUCGUUUGAAUAAUGGACAGAAUAUUAUUGUCGACACAUUAGGUCCAUGGGACCGGGAUCGUUUGCUAAAACUUUUGCAAGAUAAUCGAAUGACAACCUCUGAUGUUAGCAUGGUUAUUGGUACACAUCUACAUACGGACCAUAUUGGUAAUCUAAAUCUUUUUCCACAAGCUGCACAAAUCGUUGGUGAUCAACGAUCAUCUGGUGAUUAUUUCGAAUUCGAUAUUUUUCGCGGACAGAGAUCACUACAGUUGACCGAAAAUGUUGAUCUGAUUUCAACACCUGGCCAUAUGCAUAACGAUGUUAGUGUGAUCUGUCGUAAUGUUGAGCGAUUCGGUACAGUGGCCAUUGUUGGUGAUUUAUUUGAAUCGUCUGCCGAUUUACAAAAUGAACAAUUGUGGAUUGACGCUGGAUCAAUGGAUCCCCCCAUACAACGAAACAAUCGUGAUUAUAUACUAUCAAUCGCAGAUUAUAUCGUUCCAGGGCAUGGUGGAAUGUUUAAAGUUCAAGAUUUUUUACAAAAAAAUCGUUAAUCAAAUUGAACAUUGUCAGAGUCUUGCAAAACAUAUUCUUUCUGUACUAUCUAUUUCGUUUGAAUAGAAGUAUUUUUAUUUGUUAAUUCAUUCAAAUGGACCAAUCUAGUGUUGUAAAAAAUCGAAAAAUUUGUUUAAA